GCGCAGUCCUGACUCUGUGCUGAGAUCUCGCCGCGCGCACAAGCGACUCUCGAUUCCCACUCUGCGUCCCGACUGCACCUCAGCGCGAGAGGGUGGAAAACUUUCCCAAAACUUCUGAUUGCAAAUUUUCUCGCUUCUUCUUCUACACAGCGAACUGCUUCGCCGAUCUUUUCAAAAGAAGAAACUGCCUUUGAAGUGCCUUGAUUUUACAGCAUUGGACGUGUGCGCGUGCAAAGCGCUGGACAUAUCGCAGACUUGCUGUUGUUUUUUCAUUUUUAAAAAAAAAGCAGAAACGAAGGGAACAAAGUCGUGACUUAACUGCUGUUUGUUACUUUUGGUCGCUUUUUAUUCGGUAUACACUGCGGGAUUGUUUCGCUCGUUAUUUUCGGAGGCCCGGUUUUUUUUAUUGCUCAAGAAAAUCCAGCUCGCGAGACCCGAGCGUCUAAAAGAAGUUAAACACAGAAAGACUCCGCAUCCCCAUGAGGCAACUAGAAGUGCCUAUCGAAGAGAUUUCGUGACUGAACUUUUUCUUUUGUUUUGUGUUCAUUUUUGUUGCUCCAUUACUUUAGCAGUCAGCGAUGAAGAUGAUCGUUGUAUUUACAGUAUGCAUGUCUGUGGUGGUUUUGGCGUCGGCUCAGGCUGAUCAGAAGUCAAAGAACUGCAAUGAAGUCAGAACUGCCUAUAGUUCCAAAGGUUUCAACGUCAACGAUGUUCCCAACAAAGGAGUGCAGGGAGCCCAUCUGAAGGUCUGUCCUCAAGGUUUCUCCUGCUGUACUCUGGAGAUGGAGGAGAAGUUGAGUCAGCUGAGCCGCGUAGACCUGAAAGCCCCCGUUCACCAGCUCAGCUCCAACAUGCAGAACACCUUCACCCAGAGACACCGUCACUUUGACCAGUUCUUCAGAGAGCUGUUGGACAAUGCAGAGAAGUCUCUCAAUCACAUGUUUGUGCGGACGUACGGCUUGAUGUACGUGAAGAACAAAGAGCUCUUCGAGGGUUUCUUCAGUGAUCUGCGUCGCUACUACAGCCACGGCAGCAGUGCGGUCAAUCUGGACGACAUGCUGGCCGAGUUCUGGACCGAGCUGCUGGAGCGCAUGUUUCGACUGGUCAACGUCCAGUACGAGUUCAGCGACUCCUACAUGGAGUGUGUCAGCAGGCACACAGACCAGCUCAAACCCUUCGGAGACGUUCCACGCAAGCUCCGUCUGCAGCUGACCCGCUCCUUCAUCGCUGUUCGCACUUUCACUCGUGGCCUCGCACUCAUGCCUGAUGUGGUCGGCAAAGUCUCCUCGGUGAGCGCCUCACCGAGCUGUGUGCGCGCAGCGAUGAAGAUGUUAUACUGCCCGUACUGUAGCGGUCAGGUGGCGCUGAAGCCCUGCAAGAACUACUGUCUGAAUGUCAUGAGGGGCUGUCUGGCCAAUCAGGCCGAUCUGGACACGGAGUGGAAUAACUUCCUUGAUUCUAUGUUAGGUCUCGCUGAGAGGCUGGAGGGACCCUUUAACUUCGAGUCGGUCGUGGACCCCAUCGAUGUGAAGAUUUCAGAUGCUAUCAUGAACAUGCAGGAGAACAGCAUGCAGGUCUCACAGAAGGUGUUUCAGGGUUGUGGGCAACCCAAACUCAGCGUGGCCUUCCGUAGCCGGAGGUCUGCUAAAGACUCGGGCUUCCCUGGCCGUUUCAGACCCUACAGCCCUGAAGCCAGACCCACCACUGCUGCUGGCACCACCCUGGACCGACUGCUUACGGAUGUCAAGAAGAAACUGAAGCAUGCCAAGAAGUUCUGGUCCACCCUGCCAGACACAGUGUGUGUUGGAGAAAGGAUUGCCCCCGGUGAUGAUUGCUGGAAUGGUACAGCUAAAAGCAGGUACGAAUCUGUGGUUAUGAGCAGCGGUUUAGCCAAUCAGGUGUCUAAUCCAGACGUGGAGGUUGACAUCACCAAACCAGACAUGGUGAUCAGGCGGCAGAUUGCAGUCCUGAAGGAAAUGACCAGCUGGCUGAAAGCUGCUUACACCGGCAACGACAUCUCAUUUACCGCCGAUGAUGCCGGCAGCGGAGAGGAAAGCGGAAGCGGCUGCGACUCUCCCUCUUGCGACAGCGACGGAGAUAUUUACUUCUCCACCCCGGCGCCCGGUAAACCUCGCAUCCUCAAGACUCAGGAUGACAAACAGGCCUCCAGCGGAACACGGUUGGCACCCUGCAGCCCGGCACUGGCCCUGGCGGCGCUCCUGCUCGCCCUGCUCACUCUCCAAACAAGAUAAAAGCAGAACCAGCCCAAGUAAGAGCAAGUGUUUGGACAAAUGUUUUUGACCGAGAGAGCAGAAAACUGCCACAGGACAUUAAAGACACUGCUUUCAGGAUCUCCAUCUGCCUUCCAUCCGGGGAAGACACUCAAGUUAUUAAUAUCCACAAACCUUCAGUGUAUUUUUUUAAUGUUUAUAAGACGGACUCCAUUUUGUGUACAGCUAUACGGCUCCAUGCAGCAUUGCGUCGUCUGGGUCUUUUUGUUUUUUUAGCAUCAACAAUUUCUUUUAUUUCCCCACAGUGUUCAUGUUCGCAAUAGAGAGAGAGUGUGUGUGUGUGUGUGGAUGGUAUGUAUGAUUUUUUUAAAAAGCUAAACAAUUAAUCAACCCAUAUAACACAUGUAUGAUUUAAGCAAAGCUCUAUUUUUAAUCCAUUAUCGGUAUGCGUGUUGGCAUGUGUGGAGGAUUCGGUUAACUAAACGUGUUAUUGACGUUCACGAUGCCUUAAAUGCUUCAUAAAACGCCCUUUAUCAGGUCUGCGACGGACAGAAGAAACUAACUACGCUGCCUUAUGAAUGAAUUCAGAACAUGAAUCCCCAGACAUGCUGUUGGUUUUGUAUUUGUAUUCGUUUCCAAGCAAAUUUCACAGCCCAAACGCUUUCAGCGAUAUAAUAUAUAACUUGAGAAUAUAGUCUUCAGUAAUAACUUAAUAGUGCGCGCAGAAGAAGAAGAAGGAGCUUUGGAUAAGUAAGGUCUGUAUGAAAGUCACUGAUGAAUAGGCCUUGAUGGCUCGAAGAUGAUCGUGCAGAGACAUGACGUGAACUUAAUGGACGAUUAGUUAUGAAGCAGCUGGAAAGGAGCUGAAUUCUACACAGGGUUUUAUACGGAGGUGUUUAUUUUGCUAGAAGUGUAUUGUAAGGUUUAAAACUAUAUGAUAGGUACUGCAGCAGAUUUCGCAACACAUCGACAGCCGGUGCUUGUUCCGAGAGGUUGGGUGGCCUUGUUUGGAAACAUCAAACGUCCAUGCUUUUCUAAUUUCCAUAGAAGGUGGUACACAUUUUAAAACCAUUGCUCACAUAUAGCAAUAGCCUUUGUGUGUGGUACGAGCAGAUUUUUUUCAUUCACACAUCUGACAAGCUUUCUUAAUCUCAAGGACUUUCCACCCAGCUCUCAGAUAAAAAAAGAAGACGACAGAAAUCUUGCAUCGCUUUUGUACAGUAAGUUAUUUAACCAGGUCUCUUCGAAAGGCAUUCGCAAGCACCGCUUUCCUUGUAUCUUCAUUUCAGUAUUGGAAAUAUUUAUGUCUCUAGAUGAAUGCGUUUGAUCUCACAGCUUCACGGAUGGUUUUAUAUCGGCUACAGAUUUCAUUUUAUGUAACGUUUAGAUUUUGUAAACCAAUUGAAUUGUUUUAUAUUAAGUGGGUUGUGAAAAUUGUACAAGCUGAUGCAAGGACAGGGCUGGCCAUCGGUCCUUGAUCGUUCCUAAUGUCACAUGCACUUUUUUAAAAGAAAAAAUUGGCAUUCAGAUACCUCACGGCAAUUUUAAAUGUUGUUUUGUAAUGUUGUAAUCCUAUCUGCAACAUGCACACGCUUUUAUUCAUUCAUUCAUUCAGUGUCUAUGGAUGAAUGGCCAGUCCUCAGACGUGAAAAGGAGUCUGAAAUGAGGAAAGAUCUGUGCAGCAGUGAUGCUCCGCACCUCAGAUUGUUUGUUUGUUUGUUUGUUUGUUUAAACUGAGGCAUGAAUAGGAAGCUGUAUGUGUUUUCUGUUCAUCCCGAUGACCCAAAGCUUCCCACCGUCACAUGUUUUACGAUGGCUCUGAUGUAAAGAAGACCAGGAAAGGAAGUGUCUUGUGCUUAGUAUGUCGAGCUGCUCUGAGUCAGUGUGAAGAUGACGCGGACUUUACGGAUCAGGAAAGCGAUCCUCUGCGGUGUCAUCUUUUAGUUUGAGUGCUGAACUUCAGGCGGAUGGAUUGCAGAGCCUGCAGCUCUGUACAUCAGUGAUGAUGAGGAAGAGGAGGAGAGACUGAAGAAAGAAGAGGAGAAAAGAAAACAAUUGUAAAUAAUGAGCAGUCGAUUUAGUGGUCUCUGAGAGAUGUUCAUCAGAUUUUACCCAUUCAGAGUAUGUGCUUAAUAUGGGCGAAACCAAGAGAGAUAGAUGCUAAAAAUGUAAGAGAAAAGAUAUAUUAAACAUUUCUUAGUCUUGUUGAAAUAAAGACUGCAGAUAUUUAA
Molecule: messenger RNA, 4462 nt
Organism: Danio aesculapii
Lineage: Eukaryota; Metazoa; Chordata; Actinopteri; Cypriniformes; Danionidae
Gene: gpc4
Product: glypican 4
Exons: 9
Coding region: 579-2252 (557 amino acids)
Biological process (GO): cell migration; regulation of protein localization to membrane; regulation of signal transduction
Cellular component (GO): plasma membrane; synapse; cell surface
Source: RefSeq, a predicted model, not a curated record